AUGGACUAUUUGGGCCGCAAGGAUAGCCAGGUCAAGGUGCACGGGCAGCGGCUGGAGCUCGGAGAGAUCGAACACCACGCCCUCAGCAGCGACCAGGUCAAGCAGGUCGUCGUGACGCUCCAUCGUGAGCGUCUUGUCGCCGUUCUGUCGUUGACCGCCAUCGAUGGCACAGGCAAGGGCCUCGAGCCCAUCAGCCCGACGCGACAAGCCACCGCGGCGCAAAGCGUCCGACGCGUCCGCCAGAAGAUUUCAGAGCGUCUACCGGGAUAUAUGGUCCCCUCUGCAUGGCUGGUCGUCGGUGCGAUCCCGAUGAACACCUCGUUGAAGAUCGACCGGGCCCGGAUCAGCCAGUGGAUCCAGUCCCUUGAUGACAGCGAAUUCGAGGAGCUGUCCAUCAUACUCGACAGCGUGGUCGACAUCAUCCCGGCCACCGAGAUGGAUCGCCGGGUGCAGGAGACUGUGGGUGCUGUCUUGGGCCGCAGCGAUGUGCCCCUCGCUCGCUCCUUCAUCAGCCUCGGAGGAGAUUCCGUCACUGCGAUGCAGGCUGUAUCUCGAUUCCGCACGUCCGGGAUGAGCGUUCGCAUGCUGGAUGUUCUCCAAGCGGAGAAUCUGGCGCAGCUUUCCGUCAUGGCUGCCUCAGCCGGAGUCCAGGAGGAGACGGUCGAAGAAUACUUCCCGUUGACCCCUGGCCAAAAGCUGUAUUUAGAAGACUCGGACAAUGCGAGCCAAAGUGUGUUGCUUGAGAUGCCCCCGUCGGUGAAGACAAGCGAAGUGCUCUCGGCAAUCGAUGCCCUCGUGCGGAGGCAUUCAAUGCUCCGGGCUCGUUUCCAUCGAACUGGUGCAGCCGAGUGGGCUCAAUCCAUCUCUGGAGAGCUCAACUCCGCCUACCGGUUCACUUCUCACUCUGCUGUCUCGCGCGAGGCGAUCACAGACAUAGUCAAGGCCAGCCAGGUGAGCUCUGGCGCAGAGCCAGGACCCGUGCUCAUUGCAGACCUGUUCGAACUGCACACCGGCGAGAACCUAUUGUCUCUGGCCAUCCAUCAGUCGGUGGUCGACGAAGCCUCUUGGAAGAUGCUGCUUCAAGAUCUCAGCGACCUUCUGUCCGAUGGAGAAUUCAAGACCGAAGCUCCGGUCGCCUUCCAGACUUGUGCUCGACACCUAGCCAGUCGAAUGGAGACACAGGUAGCUCCGAUUGACUUCGCAUACUGGGGAGUCCACGAAAAGACCCCGGCUGCGCAGGCACAUACGAGCUUUACUUUGGGCCACGAGCUCACGUCAGCCCUGCUCAAGCAAUGCAACGCUGCCUUCCAGACCGAGAUCCAGGAUAUUCUUCUCGCCUCUCUUUUCAGUGCUUUUGGAAGCACGUUCCAGGGCAUCAACCUUCCGACAGUGUAUCUCGAUCUCGAUGGGAGAGACUGUUUUGAGGAUCUCUCUUUGCAACCUUCGGGGACUGUGGGCUGCUUCACCAGCAGAGUGCCGAUAUGUAUUGGCGAGACGAUCAGCAGUCCGAUCGACGCUGUCCGCCGGAGCAAGGAUGCUCGUCGUCUUUCACGGUCAAUUGUGGACAGCACUCGACCGGUGGAGAUUCUUUUCCGUGGGUUUGAUGGCAUUAUGCUCGUCCAAGGGUCCAGUAGGGCGUUCAAGCAGGUGCAGGGUCCUUCUACUGCGCCGCACAAGACCCGCAGCCAGGCCCUCUUUGACCUUUCCGCCUCGAUCGAAAAUGGAUCACUCAGACUGAGCAUGUCAUACCCCCAAGAGACCUCGAGGCAGAGUGAAAUCGAGCGCUGGGCGGCAGCCAUCCAGGCACAUCUUGUGCAGCUCAGCGAAACUCUUCCAAACCACCCAGCGGAGAAGACAUUGGGCGAUUUCCCUCUCUUGCAACUGAGCUAUGCCGGCCUCAACCGCUUGGUCAACCGUAGCGUACGGUCUCUUGGGCUGUCGGCGCGUGAGGUGCAAGAUAUAUAUCCGUGUUCUCCAAUUCAGCAAGGCCUGCUUCUCAGUCAGAUGCGAUCCCCUGGGGCAUCUGACGUCCGUGUGAUCUUCGAGGCCACCCCAGCGGCCGGCGCUGAUUCCGUUGCUGCGUCGCGUCUGGGAUUGGCCUGGAUGCAGGUGGUGCGUCGGCACGCAGCCCUCUCCACAGUCUUUGCGCAGGACUCUGCGGCCCAGGAUGCACUGUUCUACCAGAUCCUGGUCUGUGAUCCAGAGACCAGUUACCGAUUGAUUGAGGCUGAGCAGGACGAUUCGAUCACAGCCCUCUCCGCCAUCCAGACCCCUGAUAUCCACUGCCGCAAAGCACCCCCUCACCAUCUGACGCUGUGCACAUCCCGCGACGGGCGAGUCUACGGACGCAUCGACAUUGACCACACCACGUUCGAUGGUCGAUCCAUGGGGCUCAUCUUCCGCGACUUGGCGCGGGCCUACGAAGGGACGCUCAGUGCCGACAAAGCCCCGUCGUACCGCUCGUAUAUCCAGCACUUGCAACACAAGGUGCCGAUGGAAGCCCUGAACUACUGGACCGCAUACUUGCAAGGGGUCGAGCCCUGCUAUCUGACUGUUGCAAAGACCCAGUCCGAAGACCGCGGCCAGCUCGAGUACGUUGAGGUGGACCUGUCGGCGUUUGCGAGCCAGUUGCAGGCAUUCCAGCAGGCGACGGGGACAACCAUCGCCAAUGUCAUCCAGGCCGUCUGGGGCAACGUCCUGCGCUGCUACACAGGAUCCGACGAUGUCUGCUACGGAUACCUGGUCUCCGGCCGGGAUAUUCCGCUGCCAGAUGUCGCGGACAUUGUCGGUCCCUUCAUCAACAUGCUUGUGUGCAGGUUGAUCGUCGCCCCUUCCAGCACCGCCGCCGACCUCGCAAGGGCCGUACAGUCCGACUACCUGCAGAGCCUGCAACACCAGCACCUAUCUCUCGCAGAGAUCCAAAAUGCGAUUGGUCUGGCAGGAAAGCCGCUGUUCAACUCGAUCAUCACGAUCGAGGCGCCCGCCGAUGCGGUGCAGCGCGAUGGCUCUUCUGUGCGUUUCGCCACCGUCGGAGGACACAGUCCGACCGAAUACGAUCUCACCCUUGGGGCUGUCGCAUCCAAAGAGCGCCCUAGGGUGAGCAUUGGAUACUGGACUGCCAAGAUGUCGCGAUGGGAGGCAGAGAACCUGGGUAAGACGUUCAGCAAAGUCUUUGAGAGUCUCGUCCAGCGACCAGACGCGCGCGUCUGCGACCUCGACAUGGUGCCCGGGGACCACAUGCAGAGCAUUAUACACUGGAACUCGACACUACCCGCGGCCACCAACAGCACGCUGCCCGAACUAAUCGGCGUACACACCCUCCCGCGUGCCAAAGAGAUGGCGAUCUACAGCUGGGACGCGGAAUUGACCUACACAGACCUCAACAGCUAUUCAAACCUCCUAGCGCAGCAUUUGGUGGACCUGGGCGUCGGUGCAGGCGCCUUCGUCCCGAUCAGCAUGGAAAAGUCGGCCUGGGCAGUGGUUGCCAUGGUGGCUGUGCUCAAGGCGGGUGGUGCGUAUGUGCCCUUAGAUCCUUCCCAGCCUUUGGCCCGGCGAGAGGCAAUUGUCACGCAGCUGAGCUCCACUGUGAUCGUCGUGUCGCCCGAGACGCAGGAUAACGGCAUAUCCUGCAUCCAUAUAGUUCAAGUGUCGAGGAAAUCGCUACAGUUGCUGCCUUCCUCGGCCACUGCUCUCACCCGGCGUGCCGGCCCACACGAUGCGGCGUAUGUGAUUUUCACAUCGGGCAGUACAGGCACACCCAAGGGGGUGGUCAUCGAACAUGCGGCCGCGUGCACCAGUGUAAUGGGCCACGGCCGGGCCAUGCACUUUGACAGCACAACACGAGCGCUGCAGUUCGCGUCCUUUGGAUUCGACGCGAGCAUCGCAGAGAUCUUCACUACGCUGGUCUUUGGCGGUUGCGUCUGUAUCCCGCGCGACGAAGACCGCACGGCAGAAAUUAUCCACACGAUGAACAAGAUGCGCGUCAAUUGGGCCUUCUUCACACCCACCUUUGUCACGCUCAUCGACCCCAACCAGGCUACACACCUCGAGACGCUUGUUCUAGGCGGAGAGGCGAUGCGACAGGAGAAUGUGGACACAUGGGCCUCGAAGGUGCGCCUCAUGAAUGGCUACGGACCGACCGAGGCAUGUGUCUUCUGCCUCACCCGGGAGGUGACGGUGGAGGACAAUAGGCCUUCCAAGCUCGGGCGUGCGGUGAGCAGUCGAUCGUGGAUUGUCGAUAUCCAGGAUGUCAACCGCCUGGUCCCUGUCGGCUGCGUGGGCGAACUCGUUGUCGAGGGCCACUCCCUGGCACGCGGUUAUCUUCACGACUCCCAGAAGACCGAUGCUGCGUUUGUGCCCAGUCCCCCCUGGGCAUCUCGACUCAAGGACUCCGCGCCUCGAAUAUACAGGACCGGCGAUCUCGUGCGCUAUGAGCAAGAUGGAACCCUGACGUAUCUGGGCCGCAAGGACGCCCAGGUCAAGGUUAACGGGCAGCGCCUUGAACUCGGAGAGGUCGAACACCAUCUCCUGGCCCACGAAUCGACCAAAGAUGUGGUAGCUGUGCUGCUCAACGAAGGGCUAUUCGGGAACAAGCUCGUGGCCGUCCUUUCGCUGCACGCGCUGGCCGAUGGCGAGCAGAUGGCGCUCAUCGACAACAGCAGCAAGACCCUCGCCCUCUCUCUGCUGUCCAGCCUGCAGGAGUCGGUCUCGCAGAAACUGCCUGGAUACAUGGUGCCUACCGUCUGGGUCCCUCUGAAACAACUCCCGUUGAACUCCUCGGGCAAGAUCGACCGCGCAAAGAUCGCCAGCUUCCUGCAGUCCGCAGACGAGGAGAUGUACCAGCGAGUGUCCGCCCUCUCCGCCGAUAAUGAGCAGACCGAGCCGGCCACGGCCAUGGAGCGCGAGAUCCAGCGCAUUGUCGGUGGCGCUCUGGGUGUCCCUCCUGCCACGGUCUCUCUCGCCCGGUCCUUUGCCGCCCAAGGUGGUGACUCCAUCAUGGCGAUGCAGAUUUCCGCCUCGUGCCGCCAGCAGGGCCUAGAACUCGCCGUCAAGGAUAUCCUGCGGUCAAAGACCUUAUCCGACCUUGCCCUGGCCAUGAGCCGCUCGGCGCCCGACGCCAGUCCUACCGGCGACGCCUCAAAGGAGCCAUUCCGUCUGCUGCUCGGACAAGAGGUUAUUCUCCGCUCGUCCAAGGGGCUGAGCCACCCUGUCAACGAGAGCAUUGUCCUGGAAUUUCCAGGACCAAUAUUGCCGUCCCGUGUGGAGCGAGCGCUCCGGACGGUCAUUGGUACCCAUGCCAUGCUCCGCGCUCGUGUGCAUCGAUCAAGCACCGGAUGGGUGCAGACAAUCACCGAGGAUGUCGACCAAUCCUUCAGGUUCACCCACCGCCGUGUCCAGACUGUCCAGGACAUGUACCAGCACAUGGUGAGUGAGCCGGAUGUCAUCCACCCCGAGACGGGACCGAUAUCUAUCGCAGGUCUGUUCGAUGUCCCUGGAGGAAAGCAGUACCUGUACCUGGCCGCCCAUGCUCUGUUCAUCGAUGAACCCUCAUGGCGCGUCAUUGCUGAUGACCUGGAGAGUGUCAUCUUCAAGGAGACCGAGCCCAGCAAACCUCCUGGCUUCCAAGCCUUUGUGCGCCAGCAGACUGAGGAGUCACUUGAUACCUCUGCAACGGCACUGGCGCCGUCGAUCUACACUUACUGGGGCGUCCAGGACAGGGAGACGGCGACCGAUGCUGCGGAUGUCAAGUCUCUUGAAUUCUCCCUGCCACCCGACGUGUCAACAGGCGUUGUGCGCGGUGAGAACGGACUGCACGCGGACCCUCGCGAUAUCUUCAUCGCUCUGCUUCUCCACUCGUACAAGGGCGUCUUCACCGAUCGAGAACCGCCCGUGGUCCACUGCUACGAGGUGGGUGACCGAGAUAACACGUACGCUCGUACGGUCGGCCGUUUCUCUCGGUUCACGCCUCUCAAGCUCUCACUCUCCAACGUGGAUGACAUGGUCAAGACCAUGAUUGUGGUCAAAGACCAGCGCCGACAAGCUACGCACCACUCGGUCAAGCAGUGGCCGAUGGAAGUCGUCUUCCACCUCGACAUCGAGAAUCAACGCCAAGGGUUAUUCAAGGUCAUCCCGAUGGGCAAGGAAGUAUUGACUGUGCAUCCUAACGCAGUCCGCCCGGCUCUGCUCGAGGUCUUUGUUCGGGCUGCAGCUCACGGGGUCCAGGUCCAGUUUGCAUUCAGCGGGCAGAUGCAGUCGAGCAGCCAGCGCAGUCUUGCAUGGCUCAAGGGAUACGAACAGGCCCUGACCACCGCAGCCAUUGUGCUUCCUGCCUUGCCGUUUACUCCGACUCCCAGCGACUAUCCGCUCAUGUCGCUUUCCUACGAUGACCUGGAGAGGCUGACCACCGCUCGCCUGCCUGCCCUCGGCGUCGCGAGUGCCAGCGACGUUGAAGAUAUGUACCCUUGCGCGCCGAUGCAGGUCGCCAUGCUCCUGAGUCAGACCAAGGCGCCGGAAACGUAUCAAGUGUUCUUCACGUUUGCCGUGCGGGACCCGGCGCGCUCCAAUGGGCUUGACGUGGAUGUUGACCGACUGGCUCGAUCGUGGAAGCAGGUGGUGCAGCGUCACGGCAUCCUGCGCACACUCUUUGCUGACAAUAUCUCGCGCGACGAUGUAUUCGACCUGGUGGUUCUCAAGAACGCGCAGCCGGACAUUGAGAUCCUCCAUGCACCAACCGAUGAUGAGGGCAUGGAGAUGCUGGCCCGCUUGGAGCCUCCUCGCUACCACGAGGGCGGGCUCCAGCAUCGCGUCAAGAUGUGCGUGUCGCAGUCGGGCAAGGUGUUCUUCAAGCUGUCAAUCAACCACACAAUCGUCGACGCGGCCGCGACCACUCUGAUUCUGCGCGACCUGGCGCUGGCAUAUGAAGGCCAUCUCCCGGCAGGCUCCGGCCCCUCGUACGCCAACUUUGUCCGCUACAUCCAGCAGCACCCGAUCAAGAGGUCUCUUGAGUACUGGAAAUCCUCCCUUGCUGGCCUCGAGGGGUGCCACUUCCCCAUGGAGACUGCCAGACGCUCCGUGGAAAGGACUACAAGGACUACAAGGACUCUGGAAGUUGACCUGCAAAUCACGUCGGAUCGUCUGCGCGUCUUCUGCCGCAGCGUUGGAGUUACCCUGCCCUCCCUGUUCCAGGCCGUAUGGGCGCUCGUGCUGCAGAGCUACACCUCCAGCGACGAUGUGUGCUUCGGGUUUAUUUCAUCCGGUCGCGAUAUCGCGGUCGACGACGCCGAGGAGACGGUGGGACCGUUUAUCAGCAUGCUCGUCCGCCGCAUGAAGAUUGCCGCCCGCGAGAGUGUCUCGAGCUUCCUGACCGGGGUACAGUCGACGUAUGCCGCAAGCCUCGAGCACCAGCAUUGCCCGCUGGGAGACAUCCAGCACGCCCUGGGCAUCUCCCAGACGGCCCUCUUCAAUUCGAUCAUGUCUGUGCAACGAGAAGGUGCAACCGAUAGCGAGACCGAGGCGCUCCGCUACGAACGUGUUGGGGCGCAGGAUCCUACAGAGGUAAGUCUUCCCACUAAUACAUCUGUGCAGGGCUGA
Penicillium manginii is the source of this 7590-nucleotide messenger RNA. RefSeq lists its product as uncharacterized. The record is from RefSeq and is a predicted model, not a curated record. Bases 1 to 7590 code for a protein of 2529 amino acids. Gene Ontology annotation, molecular function: phosphopantetheine binding; catalytic activity. Lineage: Eukaryota; Fungi; Ascomycota; Eurotiomycetes; Eurotiales; Aspergillaceae. The transcript has a single exon.